Messenger RNA from Aureobasidium musti, 822 nucleotides. The record is from the annotation of a GenBank genome assembly. NCBI's taxonomy places the organism in Eukaryota, Fungi, Ascomycota, Dothideomycetes, Dothideales, Saccotheciaceae.
AUGUCGUCGCCUUCGCUUGCAGACGCGUUCUGGGCAGCACCGCCAAUUGCUAGAACCUUGACUGCUGCCACGAUUGUCCUGUCUAUCAACUUUUGGCUCCUGCCAAUCAUCAACCGCAGCUACUUCAUCUUCUUCCCUCGAGAGAUCUUCAAGCUAUGGGUACCUCAAGUCUGGCGUCUAGUGACAGCCUUUCUCAUUACCAGCCCCAAGCUGGGUUUGAUUCUGGAUCCAUACUUCCUUUUCACAUACUGCAAGGCCUUGGAGGUUGACUCGGGCCGCUUCUCGCAACCAGGCGAUCUGUUCGUUGCUCUGGUCUUCAUCUGUAGUGUCAUCUUGCUCCUCACAGGCUUCAUCUUCGGCGGAGGCUUGCUCUUGAGUCCACUCGUUCUUGCUCUCGCCUAUCUGCAUGUGCAAGAUGCACCUGAUGCCAUGAUGACUUUCUUCUUCUUCAGCAUCCGCCGCAAGUAUCUGCCUGCUUGUAUGUUGUUGGUUACCUUCCUCAUGGGAGGUCCUGAAGCAGCCCUCAUGGAGGCUUUUGGUCUUGUUGCUGCCCAUCUCUAUGACUUCUUGACCAGAAUUUGGCCGUCGUAUGGUGGUGGCACCAACCCAAUCAGCACACCGAGAAUGGUGCAGCAAUGGUUCACUAAGCCUGUUGGUUCAGGCACCACUCGCUCCUACGGUACCGCCUUCCAGACUCGCUCCGCCGGCUCUGUCGGCGCUCAGCCUCAGACCAAUAGUUCACGUAGUAGUGGCUGGACAAGCGGCUUUACCUCCGGUUCUUGGGGAGCCCGUGGACCAGGCAGAAGACUCGGUGGUGAUUAA